Molecule: messenger RNA, 2600 nt
Organism: Brassica rapa (field mustard)
Lineage: Eukaryota; Viridiplantae; Streptophyta; Magnoliopsida; Brassicales; Brassicaceae
Source: RefSeq, a predicted model, not a curated record
AACUCAUGCGAGUUCUUCAAUUCAAUUGUGUAUCUAGUAAAAGUAGGAAAUAUUUUAUAAAUGAUUUUAUAUCAGAUUCAAGUAUUGACUAGAUACUUCUUUGGAGAAAAGCAUUCACAUCUUCGAAGUUAUAUCCUGUUAAUGGGCCUCCGUAGGCUACAAUAUAAUACGUCUGCUCAACCCAUCCAGCUACUUGACUCUUGUGAAACCAUGACCUUCGCGGUGACUCCACCUUAAGUCUCAUCUUCUUUAUGCUCUAACGCUUAGAUGACAUCUAGAUGUUACUGGAACUUUUCCAUCUGUAUCUCCGUUACAACCAAAAGAACCAGUCUUUUAAAAAGUUUUAAACUAACCAACUAGCAAUGAGUAAUGAUUAACUAUGUAUACUUAACUUGAACCAAACUCAAAUACACCAAUGUUACUGAUUUAAGGAUCGUAUUUAAUUGCAUUUAAAUAACAUGAAAAUUUUCGCUUAUUUCUGAUUGAUUUUGAUAUGAACAUGUUACAUGUAGCAUUGACCUGCAAGCUGUGUACGGAGAAAAAUAUUUAUGACGUUUGCAUGGAGUACGUUCUGCACAUCUUUUCUAUUGAGUCUUAAACUUGUAUGUGUUUAAUAUUACAUAUAGUUUGUAAGUGUCCAGGUUAUUUUAUAUCGUAUAGUUUCUUUUAAUUCACAAAUCUAUAUUCUCCAUAUCGUAAUAUGGUCUUGAAUGGAAUGAUGAAAUGGAUCUUUAAAUGGGCACAGGUAAAAAGAAAAGACAGAAGAAGGAAAAUCUCUAAUUUCUCCAUAUAUUUUAUUGUACUGAGUAUGACUUUUGCAAAUUGCUAAAAUAUAUCCUGAUUAAUUCGAAUUGGUCAUCCCGAAAACAUCUAAACGAAGAAGUCCGACGUAGAAGUUGGGAACGUGGACGCUACGAUACUUUUUUUCUUCUUUUAAACCUUACCUUACUUUGGUUUUAUCUUUUUUAUUAUUAAAUUAAUCUUAUCAACAUGAAUAUUUGUCCAAAUUUUUCCACUGUUUGUUUUUCUUACUGUUAUUAUCUUUAUAAUUAUUUUACUAAGUAUGGUUCUCUAUUGUAGACGAUUUUGCUCAUAUAUCGUCUGAACUAGUGACGUCAUAAAUAAAAGACAAGACACUGUCACUAUUUUUGAAUAUUCCAACUUAUGCAGAUGACCUUUAUGCAUAAUCUUAAAUUUGGAAUACCAAUUCCAAAAGGCAAAUGAAAGUGGACAUUCCUUUAAUUCUCACUUAGUAUUUCUUUGUUGAAAGAUAAUAAUGUGUUCUUAAGAUGUUUUUUUUAAGGAUUUUUUUUUAAAAAAAAAAUUGCUUGUAUAUAUAUAAUUAGUUGUUGACUUUCAUGUGUCUGUUGUCUUUUUUUUUAUUUACUUCAUUUCCUAUCUAUAUUUUGCCCAUAUUUGUUAUCUUUUUAUUUCUGUAUUACCUUAUAAAAUUUUGCUUUAGCAUUUUUUGCGAUACUAUACAACUCACUGUACAGUAAUUUAUCACAAGUAUUCGUUCAAAAUUUGUAAUAAUUUAUGGCACCGUGAUAUCUCCGUCGUAUCUUCGAAAUCAGUAGUCAGGAAUUAUUAUUUUAAAUGAAAUUAAAAAAGGGAUAAAUUCCAACCGCUCGGAGCGAUAUUUCAAAGUCUUAACACGAAUGCACAACGACCCUUUCCUUCAGUUCGACUUCAAUGGCGAAAACCGAGAAGAGAGCCAGAGAAAGAACCGUGUCUUCUUCGUAUUUUCUAGGAUGUUUUGGACUCUCCCGGAAAAUAUACUCCGACAAUGCGAAGGUUGCGGCGGAAGUGGGUUGCGAGAUGAAGAAGAAAAAGAAGCGAAGUCGGUGGCUUCUAUGUUCUAAGUUUCGCUCUAAGAACAGAGAGAUCAAACCGGCGCCGAUCGAGGAAACGGAGAUAACUACUUCAAGUGUAGAAGAUGAAACUGAUAAGAAGAAUCCCGUUUCAGUGAUAAGUUGUAUCAUUACUGAUCGUACGAAUGUUCCGGGUGAUGAUAAGGCCGUGAAUCAGGAAACAAAUGAGACAAAACCGAAGGAGUUACGAGACGUAACCACCGACCGAUCAAAACCCAUUGAACAGUUGGCUUCCUCUAGAAAAGACACGCGUCCUGAACGAAUAUCCAACAUGAAACCGUCUCGUGAAACAACCGGUUCACGGGUCAGAAAGUUUGACCCGGUUAUUGGAAUUUCGGUCAUUAUAUUGACGCUGGUGAUCAUGUUAGUUUGGGGUCGAGUCUUUGCGAUUCUCUGUACAUCCGCUUGGUGUUAUUCUCUACCUCGUCUCAGAAACGUGGCCGCGUUGGUAAAACGCAGCGCUAGCGACGGUUCUGCACGUUUGAAUUCUUAGUCGUAUAAAAGAAAAGUCGUUUCGGACGUGUUUCUUGGACGGCAAAAUCGCGUUUCGUUGUAGUGACGAUCGAUCUCUUUUUUUAUUCGUUGUUUUCUAAUAUAUUAUAAUUGUGUCAUCACUUUUUUUUUAAACGAUGGAUAAACAUUGUCUCCGUUUUCGGUUGUGAAUGGAUACAUCAAGUGAAUAAUAUAUUGUCUGUGGUUUUUAUAUAGAAGUCAAUAUUUAGCGGCCUA